Apis cerana (Asiatic honeybee) is the source of this 1126-nucleotide messenger RNA. RefSeq names its product translocase of outer mitochondrial membrane 22 homolog mge (gene mge). Gene Ontology annotation, cellular component: mitochondrial outer membrane. Lineage: Eukaryota; Metazoa; Arthropoda; Insecta; Hymenoptera; Apidae. Gene Ontology annotation, biological process: intracellular protein transport. The record is from RefSeq and is a predicted model, not a curated record.
UUUUGUCAAACAUUCGUACCAACACGUAACAUCGCAAAUAUAAUUUAGAAACUUCCACGACCAUAGCAAAGUUGUUCCGCAUCUACUUUACACCGGUGUGAAUUGCUGUACAUAUAAUAUUUAUCUCAACAUACGAUGUCUAGAGUAGACGAAGUCGAAGAAGUAGAUCAAUCGGCGGACAGCGGCAUGGGUAGUAGCGACGCACAUUCUCCCGAGGUGAAAUCGCUUUUUCCCGAUGACGAGGAUGACGAAGAGGAUGAAAGCUUGGCAGAAAGAUUAUUGGGACUUACGGAAAUGUUUCCGGAAGAAGUACGUAAUUUGGGAUAUAACGUUGGUACUUGUUUAUGCAAUUGUAUGAAAGGUAUGUAUUUAUUAAUUCCAAGCAUUCGAUAUCAAGAUACAAACAAUAUAUCGUUCUUUUGUAGGGUUAUACGCAUUUUCAUGUUCAGCAGCAUGGUUAUUCUUCAGUUCAUCAGCCAUUUUAUUUGCACCUAUAUUGUUCGAAAUAGAACGAGUGCAAAUGGAGGAAGCACAACGCACUCAACAAAAACAGGUUUUAUUAGGUCCUAGUAAAGCCAUGUCAGGCGUAAGCGCUUCGAGUCUUCCAAUGGCUCCACCGGUUCAGCAAUAAUAGCAAUGAUACCGUCGAUGUUGCAUUCGAAUCACCAUCGUUCCGUUCACCGUUUAUAUUUAUAUUAGUAUAACAACUCCAAUUCUAAUAUCUCACAAACGCUCGUACAUCCAUAAGAUCAUCAUAUAUUAUUCAUCGUAAAAAAUUCAAAUCAAAUAGUACAGAAAAGAACGAAACGAAUCAUAAUAUUAUAUUAUACGUCAUAUAAUAUAUCGACGCUAUCGAUAUUCUCUUUCGCUUUCUAAAUUUUACGAGAGUAUAUAUAUAUUUUUUUUUUUUUUUUAUUAUUAUAAAAUUACGGGCAUUUUAUCACGUCACGAAACGUUAAACGUAGCAAUAUCUAGUUACGAAAUAUUAGUAAAAUUGUAACAUUCGAUUAUGUAUGUAACGCACCUUUACGAAUAAAAUAAUCAAAUCCUUUCAUAACAUUAGCAUCUAUCUAAGGUAUCAAAUGUUAUUGUAAUAUAAGACGUUGAAUAAAGUUAUUACAAAGGA